Drosophila subobscura is the source of this 1042-nucleotide messenger RNA. It is a transcript of the gene Cpr97Eb, whose product is annotated as activating signal cointegrator 1 complex subunit 2 homolog. The record is from RefSeq and is a predicted model, not a curated record. Gene Ontology annotation, molecular function: structural constituent of chitin-based larval cuticle. Gene Ontology annotation, cellular component: chitin-based extracellular matrix. The transcript has 2 exons. The coding region runs from base 181 to 897 and encodes 238 amino acids. NCBI's taxonomy places the organism in Eukaryota, Metazoa, Arthropoda, Insecta, Diptera, Drosophilidae.
GAUUUUCUUUCGAGUGUGUUGUUUCGUUUCGCAGAGUCUCGAGUGCAAGUGCAGAGCCAUUUUCCAUACAUAAUUUAAUAACAAAUCUUUGCAGUGUACAUUGCGUGACUCGUGGUGCAACAAAGAGCGAGAGAGAUUGGUGAAAACGAUUCGACAUUGAUUGAAAAUCAACUUGGCAAAAUGAUGAAAUCGCCCAUUUGUUGGCUGCUUUUGCUGUGCGUGGCCCACUGUGCGUUGGCGCAGUAUCAGGACUACACCACGCCAGUGCCCAUCCUCAAGCAGAUCGACAAACACAACGAUGAUGGCUCCUACACUUAUGGCUACGAGGCAGCCGACAAGAGCUUCAAGAUCGAGACCAAGUACGCCAACGGAGAGGUCUACGGCAAGUACGGCUAUGUGGACGAUCAGGGCAAGGUGCGGGAGAUCGAGUACGGGGCAAGCAAGCGCGGCUUCGAGCCCGCUGGCAGCCACAUCAAUGUGCCACCGCCGACGCUGAGCAACAGCAAUCCCUACCCGCUGGGACCCAACGAGAUCGAUGAUGGGCAGUACAGGGAGGAUCCGGCCGUGUAUUACAAGGACCAGAAGUACAAUCGUCCAGCCAUUGCGCCCAGCAAGUUCUCGCUGGGUGACUUUGGGCGGGGUCAGCAGCAGCAGCAGCAGCCGACGUAUGCCCCAGCGCCGCAGCCUGCACCUCAGCGACCGUACUACAAUCCCACGCCGCAGUACUACAAUCCGCCCGCACCGCAGCCGCGCUACUACCAGCCCCCGGCGCCAGCCCAGAACUACUAUGCCCCGCAGCAGCAGCAGCCACAGCAGCCGCAGCAGUUCCAUCCAGCGCUGCGUAAUCUGAACCUAAACACGGGAUCCUACAGCAUCGACUACACGGGCAGGAAGUAGGCGGGUCAGCGGGGGAGCAGGACAGCAUCAGAGAGAUAGCGACUGAAGUGUCCGAGGACAAUGUCAACUUCACUACUGCCAAAAAAAUCAGUCACUCCCGCACAUCGGUUACACCCACUAAAAUAUACCAACUAAAUGUAUGUUC